GGGUGAAUUCCUCGGCGCCUCCUUAAGGCUUGGCCCAGCCUGCGGCACCUCCCCCCCCUCCUUCCCCGGCAAUUCGCCACAGUCUCUUAGUUCGAAGUUUGAGGCCGGCGGGUUCUCCUUGAGUUAAGGAACUGUUCGUGGCGGCUGCACUAAGGUGCAGGUCCCGCUAGUUCUCCGCCCCCCGGCCCGGCGACACACACCAUGGCUUCGGCCGAGUUGGCGCAGAAGCUGCAGCGGCGAUUGUUGCGGGACGGGAGUUGUUCGGAGCCCACUCUCGACAAGGAGGAAAGUGAUGAGGGGGUUACUCAGGAAGGCGCGGCGGCGGGCUCUCAGACUAGCCCUGAGCACGCUGAGGAGGAAGACCGGAACGUACUCAGCGCUGCGGCUGACCCGGAGCUGAGCGCCAAGUUGAGCCGCCGGCAGGACAUCAAUGCGGGCGCGGCUCGGCCCCGCUUCGCCCAAAUCUUCAAUCCCUACACCGAGUUUAAGGAGUUCACCCGCCGGCAGAUCAAGGACAUGGAGCGCCUGUUUCGACUAUAUGACUCAGGGAAGGAUGGUUACAUUGACCUUAUGGAGUUGAAGCUAAUGAUGGAGAAGCUUGGUGCCCCUCAGACUCAUUUGGGCUUGAAGAACAUGAUCAAGGAAGUAGAUGAAGAUUUUGAUGGCAAACUCAGUUUCCGUGAGUUCCUGCUCAUUUUUCACAAAGCUGCAGCUGGAGAGCUUGAAGAAGACAGUGGCUUGAUGGCUUUGGCUAAACUCUCAGAGAUUGAUGUUGCCCUUGAGGGGGUAAAAGGAGCCAAGAACUUCUUUGAAGCGAAGGUUCAAGCAUUGUCUUCAGCCAGUAAGUUUGAAGCAGAGAUCAAAGCAGAACAGGAUGAACGAAAACGUGAGGAAGAGGAGAGGAAGCACCGCAGAGCAGCUUUCCGAGAGCUCAAGUCGGCAUUCAGUCAAUAACUGAGGCAGCUCAUCUGCCACCUAAGACUGGUGUACAUUCUUACAAGCUGUGCUGUAGAUUGGACACCCACCUCAAGAGGAACCGUAACAGAGUUGAAGCUCUUUUUAAAAAUGUACAUCUGAAACUGGUUGCAGAAAUGUAACAUUUACAUCAUGCCAAAAAUGGUUCAAGUGACCUUUACUGCAGUGGGCAUGGCCUUGAAGAAUUAAAAUAUUCUAAUGCUGGUCUGAGGCAGAAGAUUGGAGCAACUAAUAAGAAACAUUGGUACUGAAUAAGUACAUUUUGGAUAGGUAGAAAAUCACAGCUUACUUCCUCUUUUUAUUCUGAAUGUCCCUGCCUCAUAGUUAUAUCAUUUUGUUACACUCCCUUUCUGUAUAUCUUUCAGCUCAUCAUUAAUUUCCCCAAACCAUUUAUUGCUUCCAGGGGAGCAGGUGCUUCUUUUACAUAUAAAGUGUUUAUUUGUGUGCUAAUUUCCAUCCAUGUGCUCCCUGUCCUAGCAAGCAGGCUUCUGGGGCAGUCCCAUUAGUGGGGGUAGGGGAGGAGUGCCUUUUUUAUAUAAUUCGACUUUGAAACAAUGCCAUUCUAGGGUACAAGCAGCUGCUGCCACCUUUUCACCUGCGAGCAUAAAGGCUCUACUCUAAGCAAAAAAAACAAGUCUCAAUAGAUUUUCUGACUCUGUCUCUCUGGUUGCAUUCCAUUGCACCUUUGGUGUUGGGUCCAUAGUCUCUUUUUAGAGUUAGGAGGGAAUAACAAAUCUGACAGUAAAGUGGGUAAUAUAGUUGGUGAUGCUUCAGUUGUCCACCUCUGGAAAUCUUCUACCCUCUUGUGGUCAUGUGUGAGAAUGCAACUACUUCUUUGGAGUUAUUACCUAAUUGAAAUUGCCAGUUCUGUUUGGCAGUAUUUCUGCUUUGAAAGGGAAAUAGAGUUUAGGUUCCAAAACAAGGAAGUGGCAUGUUAAUACUGUCCACCCAGCUUGUUCUAUAUUCAGAACAGACACAUGUAUAUAUGUCUGCAUAUAUACAGGAGGGGGGAUGUCAAGUUCUUUUUUCAAGUUUGUUCUCAGACCAUGUAACAGACACCACAUUCUUGUUUUUAUUUUCACUAGAGUUUUUAGCUUCUUACACUGUGACACUAAGCUGUGAGUGUGGAAUAGCAAAAAGGGAGUCCAUCUUACAUUAAACAAUAAAACUGCUAAACAAUUAAAACUUUAUUUGCAAGUUCACAGAUUAUAUUUGAUAAAAAUCACACUUUUUAGCAAAAAGUAUUUAUAAUAAAUGUUUUAUACAUUACAAAGUUUGAAUUUUUUUUCUCUUCUGUUUCUUAGUUAUACAAAUAAAACAUUUCUAACUUGCCAAA
Messenger RNA from Heteronotia binoei (common prickly gecko), 2311 nucleotides. RefSeq names its product EF-hand domain family member D1 (gene EFHD1). NCBI's taxonomy places the organism in Eukaryota, Metazoa, Chordata, Lepidosauria, Squamata, Gekkonidae. The record is from RefSeq and is a predicted model, not a curated record. The transcript has 4 exons. Bases 202 to 954 code for a protein of 250 amino acids. Gene Ontology annotation, molecular function: calcium ion sensor activity. Gene Ontology annotation, cellular component: mitochondrial inner membrane.